Molecule: messenger RNA, 1568 nt
Organism: Helianthus annuus (common sunflower)
Lineage: Eukaryota; Viridiplantae; Streptophyta; Magnoliopsida; Asterales; Asteraceae
Product: F-box/FBD/LRR-repeat protein At1g16930
Exons: 3
Coding region: 99-1394 (431 amino acids)
Molecular function (GO): protein binding
Source: RefSeq, a predicted model, not a curated record
CAACAAAAGCAAGAGCACAAUAUAUAUCAUCCCUAAAUUCUAGGGUUCCCAUAUAAUCAGAUCAAAUCAAACUUCUUUCUCUCUGAAUCCGGUCCGUCAUGGACAGGAUCAGCAGGUUGCCUGAUGACGUCAUCUGUCACAUCCUAUCGUUCCUCCCAACCAAACAUGCGGUGGCAACUUCAAUUCUUUCUUCAAGAUGGGUAAAUCUAUGGUCUUUUCUUACGAUUAUUGAUUUGGAUGAUACCCUUUAUCUAAACCCUUCUUUGAGAAGAAGUUCAUCAUAUUCACUGCUUUUUGUUAACUUUUUAGAUAGAGUUCUGUCCCAGAAUCAGUCUCAAACUAUUGUUAAGUUUAGACUACAUAUACAUGAUUCUCAUGGUCAAACCUUGUCUAGGAUUAAUGGGUUUAUUCAGAGCGUUGUCUUGAGAAAUGUUGUCGAAAUCGAUUUGGGGAUCUUCUUUAAUUUUCCUAAUAACGAUGACUGCUUAAAGAUUCCCAACAGUCAGUCUUUGAAAGUGCUCAAGGUUACAAGUGAGGAUGGGUUAAAGAUGCCCGCCUUUCCGGGUUGUUUUCCUAGGCUUACUGUCUUUGAUGUUAAGGUUUCUCUUAUCGCGUCCGGCGAUGAUCUCAUUACCAAUCUGUUUCCUUGUUUACCUGCUCUUGAGAAGCUGUCUCUUGUUGGGGAUUUAACUGAUUGCACUGGGGAAAUCUAUGUUAAUGUUGGCGGGGUUGCUUUAAAACGUUUGGAAUUGGAGUUAUCCAUUGAUAAUUAUGACGAUUGUGAUGCUAUGGUUGUUAUUGAUGCGCCUCGGUUAGAGUACCUUAGGCUUCAAGAUGGGUUUAUGGCAUCUUACUUGGUGAAAAACAAGCCUGCAAUCAGUGAAGUUAGGCUUGACGUUGGAGAGUAUGAUGAGGAGUUUCUUGAGUUUUUGGACGAGGUGGGUCACAUACGACUCCCUCGUUUCAAUGAGCUUUUGCAAGGUUUGGUUAACUCCAAGUUUAUAUCGGUUUCUGCAAGUACUCUAAAGGUCGUUUGUUCACAAAGAUGGAACCUACCCGUGUUGCCUUCAUUGACUAAACUAGAACUAGAUGUGCAUACUAGUACUUGGAUGCUGCUGUUAUACUGGCUUGAAAGCUGUCCGAACUUGAUGGUUCUCUCUUUGAUCCUAAAGGAAAAACCUGUAGAUGACUUGGACAUGCUAGAGGAACUGGAGUUGACCGGGCAAGAUGUGGUGCCAUUGUGCCUAUCAUCACGCGUCAAAGAGAUUGAGAUUAAGAGGCUCGGGAGAGUGGAUGAGGAAGAAAUGCUCAAGUAUCUUUUGGAAAAUGCAAAAGUUUUAGAUAAAUUUACGGUCAAUUCUCGCGUAUAUAUUAAAGACGGUAUUCUACAAUAAAUAAAUCCCAAGAGAACUCUAUCUGGAUCUAUAAAUCUAAGGGAUUAACGGAGUCUAGCUUGCUUGUUGGUGGAUUAUAUUUUCUUUUCUUUUUCCUUUUUGUGAAUAGUUGUAAUUUAAACCGAUAUAAGACUGGCUAAGUUUGAAAAAAAAGUCACAAAUUCUGUUCUAAAA